Molecule: messenger RNA, 734 nt
Organism: Dentiscutata heterogama
Lineage: Eukaryota; Fungi; Glomeromycota; Glomeromycetes; Diversisporales; Gigasporaceae
Source: the annotation of a GenBank genome assembly
GUUGGGAAGAAUACACACAUAUUCCUGCAAAUGCUACAUCAGGCAUUGAAAGUCUAGCGAAGGAAAUUGCAAACUCUAAUGCACCUAAAAGUUAUUUUCUUGGAAUACUUGGUAUGCCUGGAAUGUCUGCUUAUGUUGGCCUCAAUAAAAUUGGUAAACCGAAAAAAGGUGAAACUAUUUUUAUUACAGCUGCAUCAGGAGCAGUUGGGCAAGUAGUAGGUCAAAUUGCAAAGAUUAAAGGAUUACGCGUAAUUGGCUCCGCCGGUGAUGAUUCUAAAAUUAAAUAUCUUGAGGAAGAAUUGAAUUUUGAUGGUGCAUUUAAUUAUAAAACUUGUAAUACUGACGAGAAAUUGAGAGAAUUAUGUCCAAAUGGGAUUGACAUUUAUUUCGAUAAUGUUGGUGGCGAAACUCUUGAAACAGUUCUCAAUCAUCUAAACAUUUUUGGCCGUGUAGUGGCAUGCGGAAUGAUCUCUCAAUAUAAUACCAAGACUCCUUAUGGCAUUAAAAAUUUAAUGCAGGUAGUUGGAAAACGCCUUUUAAUUCAAGGAUUUAUCGUAAGUGAUCAUUACCAAGAAAUGAGUGAAUCUUUCCAAAAAGAAAUGGGUGAAUGGUUAAAACAAGGUAAAUUAAAAUAUAAGGAAGAUAUAGUUGAAGGAAUCCAAAAUGCUCCGGAAGCAUUUGUAAAUAUGUUAACUGGUAAAAAUUUUGGAAAGAUGGUCAUUAAGAUUUGUUAA